CGGCGGACUUCGCAUGUCUACGGACUAUCGUGCCCUUAAUCAGGUAACGAUAAAAUCGCGCUACCCAAUCCCACACAUUGACGAGUUGAUUGACAACCUUCGCGGAGCUCACUAUUUUUCGAAGAUCGACCUUCGUGGCGGUUACCAUCAAAUUCGGGUGUUCGCUGACGACUGCCACAAGACCGCGUUUCGUACUCACUACGGGAGUUACGAAUACACGGUGAUGCCGUUUGGAUUAACGAACGCCCCCUUGACGUUCCAACUCACCAUGAGUGGGGUGUUCUGCGAUCUACUCGACAAAUGUGUGAUAAUUUACUUGGACGACAUCCUGAUUUACAGCACGACCCGGGAGCAACAUUUAAAGAACUUGGAAGCGAUUUUUCAGCAACUACAGCAGCAUCGUCUCAUCAUCAAGGGCUCCAAGUGCGAGUUUCUAAAACAAGAAUUGGAGUUCCUGGGGCACGUAAUCUCCAUGGAGGGGAUUCAAAUAGACCCGAAAAAACUCUGGGCUAUUCAAGAGUGGAAACCGCCAACAAAUCUGCAGCAACUGCAAUCAUUUCUGGGUUUGGUGAAUUACGUGCGGCGGUUUAUACCCAACAUGGUGGGGUUAACUGGACCUCUAACCAACCUACUGCAGAAGGGGACUAUUUACGAGUGGGGGGAGAAGCAGCAAGCUGCGUUCGAGGCAUUAACAACUCUUUUAAUGUCGCCACCGGUACUUCGCAUUGCCGACCCGGAACGGCCCUUCGAAGUCAUCACCGACGCAAGUGACAUCGCCAUCAGAGCAGUGCUCAUGCAAGAUUUCGGCAAUGGCCUUCAACCACUCGCGUACGAGUCUAAAAAAAUGCAAUCUGCUGAGCGCAACUACCAGGUACACGACAAGGAGAUGCUGGCGAUUGUCCACGCGUUCAAAAUCUGGAGGUGCCACCUGACCGGAGCAGACAUGACGGUGCGAACUGAUCACAAAUCUCUACAGUACCUGAGAGCGCAGCCGAAUCUCAACCCGCGGUAGAUACGCUGGCUGGAAUAUCUGGA
This is a messenger RNA of Closterium sp. NIES-67, 1035 nucleotides long. NCBI's taxonomy places the organism in Eukaryota, Viridiplantae, Streptophyta, Zygnematophyceae, Desmidiales, Closteriaceae. The record is from the annotation of a GenBank genome assembly.